Aspergillus pseudonomiae is the source of this 606-nucleotide messenger RNA. RefSeq lists its product as uncharacterized. NCBI's taxonomy places the organism in Eukaryota, Fungi, Ascomycota, Eurotiomycetes, Eurotiales, Aspergillaceae. The transcript has a single exon. The record is from RefSeq and is a predicted model, not a curated record. The coding region runs from base 1 to 606 and encodes 201 amino acids.
AUGGACUACGCUGAAUUGCACUGUCAUACUGUUUUUCUGUCCCAUCGGUUGAUAAAAGCCGGUGUCACUACCGAUGAACUAAUUGGCAUCGUGACUGAAGCCGGCUUUGAGCAUAUCGUUGCUCAGGCCGCAAUCAUUUACGCCGGAUGCACCAUUUCUAAUGCCGACCCCAUGCUUCCUGAGACUCAGGUGCGGCAUCAUUUGCCCGGCGCCCAGAUUGUCCUGGCGGACAAGAAGCACCUCGGCUGUCUUGAUGGUUACAAAAUGAUGCCAAUCCAUACUAACUCUCUGACCGAAGAGGAGCUACAGAUAGGUCUGCAAUGUCCUCCACCUCGCACGACCAGAAAAGACCACCGCACUCAUUUAAUGCACACAGCAGGGUCUACUGGCAAACCCAAGGCGGUUCCGAUCCAGGCCAAAGGACUCAUUCAUCUUGUCAGUGAUGACCGUGCUGUUCCAAUUACCCCCCAAGACCGUGUGGCCCAGUUGAGCAUGGUCAGUUUCGAUAUGUCCAUGUUUGAGAUCUGGGUGACUUUGCCUAGCGGCGCCACCAUUCUCCCUCUGCCCUGGAGCCUCCUGAAGGACAUAUUUGAGCUGGCACGAUGA